Dermochelys coriacea (leatherback sea turtle) is the source of this 4863-nucleotide messenger RNA. It is a transcript of the gene KITLG, whose product is annotated as KIT ligand. Gene Ontology annotation, cellular component: plasma membrane. Gene Ontology annotation, biological process: cell adhesion; positive regulation of cell population proliferation. Gene Ontology annotation, molecular function: stem cell factor receptor binding; cytokine activity. The transcript is spliced from 10 exons. The record is from RefSeq and is a predicted model, not a curated record. Bases 509 to 1345 code for a protein of 278 amino acids. Lineage: Eukaryota; Metazoa; Chordata; Testudines; Dermochelyidae.
CUUGGCACGCGCCCUCCCCCCCCCCCGGGGGGCAGCCUGCGAGCCAGCCCAGCUCUCCCCGGGCCACGGAGCAGCGGGGCCGGCUGCCCCCAAGGGGAGGUCGGAUUUCCCGCCGGUGGCGGGAGCGGGCAAGCCCGGCUUGUUAGCGCGUUGAACUUCGCUCCCUGUUGGCGCUGCCUCUGCUCCCAUUCCUGGAGGCUGUGGGAGGGGAAAGGCGUGUCUCGCCCCGGCUCGGAGGCUGCCGCGGCUUCUACUGCGCCUGCUGCCGGGGCCUCGGCGGCGCUAUAAAAGAAGUGGCCCGGCGCCGGCUCCGGCCUCAGUCCGCGCCUCUCCUCACGCCGUGGAGACCGCGAGCAGCGAGCCCAGGGGACGGGGCAGAGAGUGGGCGCCCGCUGCGGGCAACCCCAAUGCGUGGACUAUCCGCCGCUGCGCUAUGCUGGAGCCCCAGGGCCGCUGAAGGGAGACUGCACGCGGCCGGCUGGGCUGGAUUGCAGCGCUGUCUUUCCUUAUGAAGAAGACACAAACUUGGAUUAUCACUUGCUUUUAUCUUCAACUGCUCCUACUUAAUCCUCUUGUCAAAGCCCAAAGUCCCUGUGGGAAUCCAGUGACAGAUGAUGUGAAUGACAUUACAAAACUGGUUGGAAAUCUUCCAAAUGACUAUAGGAUAACCCUUAGGUAUGUUCAGAAGAUGGAUACUCUGCCUAAUCACUGUUGGUUGCAUUUGAUGGUGCCUGAGUUUUCAAAGAGUCUGCAUAAUCUUCUACAAAAAUUUUCAGAUAUGUCUGAUGUUUUAAGCAACUAUUCAAUCAUCAAUAAUCUCACGAGGAUAAUCAAUGAUAUUAUGUCAUGUCUAGAUUCUGAGAAAAAUAAGAAUUUUAGAAAAGAAAAUCUUCAUCUUUAUGAAGAAGGCAGGUUCAUUCCUGAAGAAUUCUUUAGGUACUUUAACAGUACCAUUGAAGUCUACAAGGAUUUUGCAGAAACAUCCUAUCAUAGUGACUGUGUUCUGCCGUCAACAACAGAAACACCAGAGAACAAUCCAAGAGUUAGUGUAACAAAACCAUUUUUGUUACCUCCUGUUGCUGCCAGCUCCCUUAGGAAUGAUAGCAGUGACAAUAACAAAGAGGCACUCGACUUCACUAGCAGCCCCAGCUUGAAAGGGAUAAGCAUAGCCCUGCCGUCAUUGUUUUCUCUUCUUAUCGGCUUUACUUUGGGAGCCAUCUGCUGGAAGAAAACACAUCGCACACCCAGACCAGAAAGUGAUGAAACAACACAGUGUAAAAACUGUCAAGAGGAUAAUGAGAUAAGUAUGUUGCAGCAAAAAGAAAAAGAGCUCUUACAAGUGUAACUGUUGCUUUUUUCCAACACUGUUACUGUUUCAUGUACUGAUAAAAUCUCGUCAAGGUAUAAAAGCUUUAUUUCCGGUUGUCCUCAGUGUCUACUGCUAUUAUUAAAUACAUGGACUACAGAAACAAGACUGAUAAAAAAUUAAGACUUUGUCAGGCAUGCAUUUUUAAAAAGGCACUAAAAAUACUAUACUGAAACUUGCAAUGUGCGUGUUAUGCAUCCCAUUUGUACAGGCUCUUUCCAGAAAAUGGACACUACUUACUUAUCUAUUUUAAUGUUUUCUGCUGCAGAAAGUAGGAAUGUCUCACCCCAAAUGACAAACUGCCUAACAGCUGACUAUUAACCCAAUAACCGUUUUAAUUAAAAUAUGUCUAAAAUAUUUUGUUUUAAUGUCUUUAUAAAGCUCACUAUAUUUUAGAUAUACUUUUAUUUAAACUUUUAAAAGAACUCAUGGAUGCUUUAGUUAUUUCCUUAAUCUGCUAUGAACUAUAUGUCAAAUGAAUUUGCUCUAUAUAGGGUCAAGUAAUUAAGACAUCUGAGUGCCACAAUGUACAAAAAGUAUUAUGGUCAAUGAUGGAGAUUAGAGACAUGCAUAGGCAUUUUGGGUGGAAACUUGGCAAGUCAAUGGCAAACUCCUAUUGAUUUCAGUGGGGUCAAAAUUUGCUCAUUAGCAUCUAGUUUUCAUUUACACUAAUUCCAGUUUUCAGUGUUUUAGCAGUGAUCCUCAGCUGGUGUAAACUGUCAUAGCUCUAUUAAAGUCAAUGGAGCUAUGAUGAUUACACCAGCUGAGGAUCUGUCCUUACAGCAGGUCAAAGAGGCUUUUGUGUAAGUCAGAAUUGGGCCCUAAUAUCCUGACGUUCAUUAGAUGCUGGAGCAUCCACCACUUCAAUUGAAAUAAAUGGGAGAAGCUCAGCACCUCUAAAAAAUCAGACCCUUAGCAACUUUUAGCACUACGGAAAACCAAGCAGUAGCAUUCUCCAUCUGUAGCAGCUUAGUCUGACACAAUAAUGUAUAUGCCUGUAUUUACUGGUCCCUUAGACUAAUAUAUGAAGCCUACUUUAAAAGUUCCACUUUUCGAAUCUCAGCAUGACCGAAUGUUUGUUUGGGAACUUGUACCUAAAGCCCCACAGCGGGACUAGGAUCCUACAGGACCCGUUGCCAUAAUAGCAGGAGUGGGUAAAAUGUUCUUUGUUGCUGGAAGGAUUGGGUGUGCAAAAAAAAAAAAAGACUGUCAUAAUUUGUGGAAAAAAACUAAAUAUCUCAUCAGUUUGUCAUAAAUAGAAUUUCAGCAAUGUAAAGCAAGUAUCUUUUAAUCAUUAAAACCUUUAUUUAAAAUAAAAUUUAAGCAAGGGAUAGAAAGAUUCGAUGUCUAUUAUAACAGGAGUUAAAAGUAUUUUUACAUGGUUUAAGCAAGCUUUGUUUUAUUCUUUUAGUGGUAAAAAUUGUCUGAAUUUUGUGUUUGUGUAUUAACCGACUAUUUGUUUUUUUUUGUUUGUUUGUUUUUAAUAGCAUGGAGGGAAUCUCUCUCUCACAAGAUUUGCAGAAUCUAAGGUUUUUGAGGGUGGGAGUGGAAUAAAAAAUACAAGAAACAAUGCGGGAACAGGUGAGAGUGGGUCCUGCAAAAGCAGGAUUAAAAUAAUAACUGCAUGCAGGGCUCUGCUUGCCCCUUACUGGUUGUGUUGAGAUAGAGGAAAUGUGCCCAUAAUAAAUGGCAACAAAUAUCACUGAACACUUGACAAAAAUGUUAGACAAUAAACAUUUCCCAUUUACUGCAAUCUACAGUAUUUUCUCAAGAAAACUGAAUGCAUUUGGAAUCUUAUAGCGGUUUUCUUAGCUUUUGUAAUGGAAUAAAACCCGAUGUUAUUAAACUACCUUAAUUGUUCAUAAAGAUGCUAUUUUUCCAAACUGAAUAUUUGAGGAAAAUUAACAGUAAUAAAACAUGAAGCAUUUGCAGUAAUAUAUCUUGAUGUGUCUCAAAUCAGGCUUUGAAGUUCAAAUUACAGGUUUUUUUAGUUUAGUGUAUAUUUUACCCUUGAUAACAAUGAAUAGUGCAUUUAUAAAUUGAUAUAAAAUUUGCCCCCAAAUGCAAUGCUACUAAACAGUAAUAGUCUCAAAGCUUAGUUAUAAGACAGGGUUUAUAACAAUGCCACACACAUUCAUCUUUGCCACAGAACAAGGUAAAUUUGAGGCUGAAUGACAUUCAUGUAUCUCGCUGAAACUGCUCCCAUGUACAAUCCUUCUGACAACACAAAGUUUACACAAUCAUAAUUGUUCUCAUUUGGAAUGUAAACAUCCAUUAGCACAAAAUGGAAUAGCAUCACGUGAAGCAUUUGAGCUGGAUAAUCAAUUUGACAGCUCAUGGCUUUUCCUUCAUUUUUAUCCGACUUGCCAGGUUUAAACUGAGUGUUUGGGCCUUUUGACAGGAGUAUCACAAAUCUGAAUAUAUUUAAAUAUUUCUAAAUAGGGUAGAUUGUUUGACAUUUGGAAAUCUAAUAAGAUAUAUGUAAAUUUUUAUAAAGGGCCUGAUUCUGCUACCUGUUGUGUAGAAUUUACUCCAUGCAUAGUGUUAGUCAUCUGCCAAUUUACAAAAAGCAGUUAUCACUGGGAUCACUGCUGGAGUAAGUUACUACUCAGUGGGAGUAAUGGUGACAGAAUGAGGCCCUUAAUUACUUUUUCCUAUCUUGUAAGUAGUUGUGCAAUUCCUGAAUACAAAUAAAUGUUAAAAUCCUUCAUUUUUAGGAAGGGUCAAACCAUGCAUUGUUGUGAUUAGAAAAUGAGUGUCCAUUUAUUAAAAUGGAGUGCUUUGUUAUAUUAAGAUCAACCUAAAUUUAUUCUCAGAUCUCAGUGGAUUUUGUAAGGAAGAAACAUUUGGAAGUUUCCUUGGGAGAAGCUGAACUUUGCAUGCUAUUAAUAGCAGCUUUGUGAGAAUAAAAAGCAGUUAAUGGUAUACUGCAAAAUUCAACGUGCUCUUUUAGAAGUGUGUUUACUUGAAUAAAUUAAUGGUACUUAUUUAGUCAUGAAGUCAUUUUAUAAGAGCUUUUAAAAACUAAUGUGCUGUUCCAUGGAACAUGUAUAAAAACAUCUUAAAUUUGCACAUUUUCUAAACUCUGAUCUUCACCAGCUGUGUAUUUUCUGUUGCUAUCCAUUUGUAAUAGUGAAACUGCUCAGCACACACAAUACAACUGUUAAUUUGAAAAGUUAACAGUGUACUACCCUCGCUAUUUUCAAUGAGAUUUGCAUUUAAGAAUUAUCCAGAAAUUUUCUCCAGAUAGAAGUUGAUUCAACUAUGUAUUUAAAAUAGAUGUACAGUAAUAGUGGCAUGUUGCUAUUAUAUUAGCAAAUAGAUGGGAUGUGGAGAUUUCAGACUCUUUAAAGACAGAGGCACGGACAUUGGUGGUUGCGUCAUGUGAGAGAGUUUGUAUAUUUUGGUGUAAAUAACACAAUCUUGCAUAAUUACAUUCUGACAAAGGUUAAGCAACAAGUUUUAUAAAAUGUGAUGUGUGCGUGUGUAUAUGUAUG